UGACAAAAUGGAACCCACCAGCAGUGUGAGGAGACCUGAAAGUGGCACAUGGCAGAGUGUGGCGAUGGAGACAGCAGCAAUGGGAGGCCGUACAGGGACCCAUGACACACUCUGGACCUGGCAGCAGCAUGAGGAGUCGGUACGGGGGCCCAUGGCAGAUUACGGGCCUGGCAGCAGCAAUGGGAGGCCCGUAAUCUGCCAGCACCCUAUGACAAAAUGGAACCUACCAGCAGUGUGAGGAGACCUGAAAGUGGCACAUGGCAGAGUGUGGUGAUGGAGACAGCAGCAAUGGGAGGCCGUACAGGGACCCAUGACACACUCUGGACCUGGCAGCAGCAUGA
Staurois parvus is the source of this 341-nucleotide messenger RNA. The record is from the annotation of a GenBank genome assembly. Lineage: Eukaryota; Metazoa; Chordata; Amphibia; Anura; Ranidae.